Siniperca chuatsi (mandarin fish) is the source of this 2358-nucleotide messenger RNA. It is a transcript of the gene pmm1, whose product is annotated as phosphomannomutase 1. The record is from RefSeq and is a predicted model, not a curated record. NCBI's taxonomy places the organism in Eukaryota, Metazoa, Chordata, Actinopteri, Centrarchiformes, Sinipercidae. Gene Ontology annotation, molecular function: phosphomannomutase activity. Gene Ontology annotation, cellular component: cytosol. The transcript is spliced from 9 exons. Bases 204 to 989 code for a protein of 261 amino acids. Gene Ontology annotation, biological process: protein N-linked glycosylation; GDP-mannose biosynthetic process; mannose metabolic process.
CUGCCGGAUGAGUUACAGUGUUGCGAAAGAAACCCGACACGUCCAGCACGCUGUGUUUGUGUGUCAAACGGUUUCACUGAACCGAGCCGAACCGAGCCAAGCAGACACAGCAGGACUCAAAGAAGAAGAAGUGGCUGCAGGAGAAGAGAUACCUUUUGGUGGAGUGAAACUUGUGAACGAGAAAAACUCAACGAGAAGAAGAAAUGGAGAAAUCAAACGACUUCUCGUCGGACCGAAACAUCCUCUGCCUGUUUGACGUGGACGGUACUUUGACACCACCUAGAGAGAAAAUUGACCCACAGCUGGAUGAGUUUUUCCAGACUCUGCGGAGGAAAGUGAAGAUCGGCAUUGUGGGAGGGUCGGACUACUCCAAGAUAGCAGAGCAGCUCGGGGAGGGGGAUGACGUCAUACACAAAUUUGACUAUGUAUUUGCUGAGAACGGGACAGUGCAGUACAAAGAUGGGAAACUGCUCUCAAAACAUGCCAUUCAGAACCAGAUUGGGGAGGAGCUGCUGCAGGACCUGAUCAACUUCUGCCUCAGCUACAUGGGGCUCAUCAAGCUGCCAAAGAAAAGGGGAACUUUCAUUGAGUUCAGGAAUGGAAUGCUCAACAUUUCCCCCAUUGGUCGGAGCUGCACACUGGAGGAGCGAAUCGAAUUCUCUGAAAUCGACAAGAGAGAGAAGAUCAGGGAGAAAUUUGUUGCUGCCCUGAAAGAGGAGUUUGCUGGAAAGGGACUACGGUUCACUAGAGGUGGUCUCAUCAGCUUUGACAUUUUCCCAGAGGGCUGGGACAAGAGACUGUGUCUAGAGCUGCUGGAGACUGAAGGCCUGCACGCCAUCUACUUCUUUGGCAACGAGACCUCAGAUGGAGGAAACGACUAUGAAAUUUUCAACGAUCCACGGACCAUCGGUUUCACAGUCUACUCUCCGAAGGACACGGCCAGGCUCUGUCGGGAGCUUUUCUUUGAUGCUCCACCACACGAGUCCUGAUGUCCUGAACUACUCCCACCCUGAUCCCUUUACCCACAAACCCCUCUGAAUUCCCACCUGUGGGUCUCUGCGGGUAUGACAACCAGCAACUCGAGCCCAGCCUGUUUAUGAACUGUUGAAAGGUAACACCACUGAUUUUCUCCAUAUUAUAUAAUAUGAUUACACUAAAUACAAAUGGACAGCAGCGGGGUGAUUUGACUGAAUUUGUACAAUAAAUCAAUAAAGGACAGUAACUGAGGAAGUGUUAAAGGUUUAAGUACUGUACCAGAAGAUUGACUGCAGUGUCGCACCACUGCGAUGUGUAGCCUGUAACAUAAAAUUAACCAAGAGGCUUAGAGAGAUUAUAAAACAUUCUGCUGUGUGGAUAGUUAUUACUCCAAAUUACUUAGAGUAUAGAAUAAUGUUUUGCACUAAUGUUGGAAUCAUUUUAUGCCAAUUGUUGGUAUGGUCUUGUUGAUCAUUGCUGAAGGAGAAAGUGAGAGAGUGAUAUUAAAACAGGUGAGGAAAGUUUUGCUUGUUUUGUGAGGAAAUAAAAAUAUCUAGAAUGAAGCAUUUAAGAAGAUCUAGGGCUUUCCUGCGCUACAGCUGAGGUUAUAUGAAUCAUUCCAGGUAUUGUAAUGUCUCUACAGCGCUCUGAACGGGAUGUGAAUUAUUGUUGGUUUACUGCGUGAUCCUCUGAAUGUCAAAUGUCUGUUUUAACCUCACAAAGGUACUGGAAGUUUGCUCGCGCAGCUUGUUUUGCUUCUCUAGGUUCUUUAAGCGCAUUAAAGUGAAGAUUGAUAUUUAAAACUGAACAUUACUGACUCAUUGAAUUCAUCAUAACCAGUGAAUUAAGCUAAUGUGACCAAGUCACUCUAUAAACUGUUGUCAGUCGAUGUGACAGCUUUUUAUGUAAAAUAUUUUUACAAGCUGUAUAAUGGCCUGCACGCUGUAUACUGGGUGACUGUAUGUAUUGAUGCUUAUUGCUUGAUUCCUUCUUGCUAAUUGUUUUCCGAUGAAUGCGGUUCUCAACGGAUGCUUAAAGGGUUUUUUUAGAUAACUUUUUAAAAUGUGAUAACUACCACUUUUUUCCCAUGUUCAGUCAUUCUGUCAUGGUUCAGAAAAAGAAUGCCUCCUUUAUGGAUUAUUAUUGUAAAUAUGAGGCUUUUAAUAAAUCAGCUACAUCAGCUGUAGUUCUGCGUCCGACUGUUAACACUCCUUCAACCUCAAAGACUACAAGGAUCAUGUAGACAAGACUUUUAUGCACAGCAGAGAACUAGCUUUUAAUGUGUUACUAAUGCUAGCUGUAAGAUUGGUCAUGUUGUCAAGUCAUUUUUAUGAAUAAAAAUGGAUUUUGUGUCAAUUAAUUGUAAUAAAACUUUUCUCUCUG